AUUAUUCGAUUAUUUACCUUCUUAGACUGGGGUUUCAGUGCUUAGGUCUCGUGAAGCAAAUUUUCGCAUAUUUAGAGCGCUUUGGCGUUUCUCGCGCACGCACGCACGCACUCAGGCAAUUUCGUACUUGCUCGGUCCUCCCACCCGCCAGCCUUCAAAUCAUCUGCGCCGCGCCGUGUUUCCUGUUAGCAUACCUCCUCUCGCAGGCAGCAAAGGUAAACGUACGCACCCUCCUCCGCUUGCUCGUCUCUGAAUUUUCCUCCAGCUUGGCAGCUGUUGCCGUCGCGAAAUGGACAACUCCAGCGAGCCCAGAUUAUCAAAACUUGGGCUCCGAAAGGCGCUGGGCCGAAGUGACCACACGGCCGUUGUGAAUGGCAACAAUCUUUAUGUGUGGGGAGGAUGUCAGACAGUCGGCGGAGAAGAAGUAACUUUGCCCAGUGAUGAGAUGUGGGUCUACGACAUGGAAAGUGGCCUCUGGGCCCUGAGGGAAAUGAAGGGAGAUGUUCCACCUCUCCUGUCUCAGACAUGUAGCUCCCAUCUCCAGGGCUGUCUCUAUGUCUUCGGGGGCUUUGAUGGCAGUGGCCACACCAACCAGAUGUAUUGUGUGGAUCUGGACGAUGGAGAGUUUGUCUGGAAGAGGAUGACGGAUGCAGAGGGAACUCCUCCCUCUCCCAGGGACAAGCACUCCUGCUGGGUAUACCAAGAGAGAAUCAUCUACUUUGGUGGAUAUGGGUGCAAGACGGUGCGGGAGAUCAACAAUGUCAAGAACUUCACAGUAGACCACACAUCCUGGGCCACCAUAGGCACGGUGAUCUUCAGGUUCUGGGGCUGGAAUAAUGAGGUCCACAUGUUUGAGCCUGAGACGAACACCUGGUCCGAGCCGCCGACACAGGGUGUACCCCCAUCUCCGAGAGCUUCCCAUGCCAGUGUUGCUGCUGGCAACAAAGGCUACGUGUGCGGGGGCAUGGACUCCACAGACAUGGACCUGCACUGCCUUGAUCUAGACACAUUGACAUGGACCCAAGUAUACUCUACUGUUGGGCCCCUGCCUCUUGGGCGCUCUCUGCACACGCUCACAGCUGUAUCAGAAGAUAAACUCUUCCUGUUUGGCGGUUUGAGUGCAACCGGGCAACCACUGAGUGAUGUGUGGGAGUUUGACACCCGGAGCAGAGAGUGGAGGGAGAGGGGCCACCAACACAGAGACCAGCCCAGGUUGUGGCAUUCAGCUGGGCUGGGAGAAGACGGCGACGUCGUCGUGUUUGGAGGAACCCGAGACUACACCGUGCUUAUGGACUCGGUGGCAGUCCUGAGGGCGCCGUCGCAGAAUCAUUGCUCAGACGUGUUGGUCUUCCAGAUGCAGCCUUACUCCCUUCUCAGGUUAUGUGAGAAUUGCAUAGGACAAAAUGCAGCUCUUCUGACCGAACAGGUGUCAUGGUUACCACGGAAACUCAAGGCCAGCAUUCUAAAGAGGAUCUCGUACUACAGUGCAAACGCUGAAGAGCAGAAACGAUCCCUCUAAUGGACACUUUUGGUGAACGGCUCUGGCACAAAUUACAGCACUUUAGUUUGUCUUUCUAUUUUGUAAAGUCUCUUUUACUGUUUCAUUUUUUAAACUUUGUUUAACUCUUUUUGUCAUUUUAAAGGAACACUUCUGUUCAAUGUAUCGCGUAUGCUAACAGGAAAUUGCAAUUUAGCUGCACAUGAGAACACUGCCGGAAUGGUUUGACUGUUAACGCACACCAUGAUAUUGUUUUUUUUUGAAACUGGAUAAAACAUUUAAAUAAAGAUAUUUUCUAUAUAA
Molecule: messenger RNA, 1801 nt
Organism: Alosa sapidissima (American shad)
Lineage: Eukaryota; Metazoa; Chordata; Actinopteri; Clupeiformes; Clupeidae
Product: kelch domain-containing protein 1-like
Exons: 13
Coding region: 290-1519 (409 amino acids)
Molecular function (GO): protein binding
Source: RefSeq, a predicted model, not a curated record